Messenger RNA from Chilo suppressalis (striped riceborer), 4122 nucleotides. The record is from the annotation of a GenBank genome assembly. NCBI's taxonomy places the organism in Eukaryota, Metazoa, Arthropoda, Insecta, Lepidoptera, Crambidae.
AUGCACCACCAGGACCGCGCGCUGCUGGAGCGGGCCGACGCGCUGGCCGACAAGCUGGACGCGCUGCAUCUCAUACUCAACGUGCAGGCGAGACGGAUCAAAGAUUUGGGAUUCGAAUUCGAAAUAACCACGGAGGAAGUACCGGAGUCGGAGCCAUCUCUCGGCACCUCCAAGAAGCCGCGCCUCUCCGACCCCACCGCGAUGGUUGUCAACGAAGACUCUGCAAGUGACGGACAGACAGACAUAGACGCCUUCAAUACCUGGGCCGAAAACGCACUCAAAGAAAUCGAACAGUGUAAAAAAGAUUGCGAGGCGACGGAAUCGAGACAGAAAUCGACAGCGACUUUGGACAGGAUCGGUAAAGAACUGGAGGCGAGACGCAACAACACACACGAAUCGAACGAACAAUUCCAAAACGUAGAACGAAGCUUACAAGAAACGAGAAGUAUAUCAAACGCUUUGAACGAAAAGGACGAGUUGGUAGAACGAGCUCGUCCGUUACGAGAACAAUUGGAAGAGAUCGAGACGUGGCGCGACAAGUGGCGACAAGUGGCACCCUCUGCCAACCAACUCAUACAUUUGAGGAACAGACUACGUAGCCUUCGACAAAUGAGGCCCGCGUUAGACGAACUAGCGGCGAAAGCGAUAAUAUUACUGACCAAACCUCUCCCCGAAUCGGAUCGAAACGCCGUCGACGCUGAAUCGAAACUCGUGAAACAGCGAUACGAACAACUCUUGUCUUCCUUGAGCGAUAGAGAGGGAGAGAUCAAGCUCGCACUCGCUCGGAACACCGACGAUCCCCGAGCGAGAUUCGAUGCCUUCAGGAAUAAAAUAGCAGCGUUAGAAACGAAAAUAUUGACAGAACACGCACUCCUCGCAGAACCAAACGAGACGGAACACCAACUCGAAAGAUUAAUUCUUCUCAGGAAGGAAUUUGAUGAUUUACAGAGCACUCAUGAUGCUGUGGUCGCGGAAAGACGAAAUACAGACCACAGAGGCAGCCUCGAGCAGUUAGACUUUAGGAGUAGUGUUGAGAAUCUAGUCACCAAGUUUGGCGAUUCCAGAACCAUAUUGGACCAGAAGAUUGGAAAACUGCAAACUGGUUUAAGUCUACUUAAGCAGCUGAAGGAAGACACUCAAAGUGUUCGGAAAUGGUUGGACAGCGUGGAGAAGUUCGUUAGUGAAAACGACGUCAUUCCUGUGGGGGACGUGGAACAAUUGGACAAGUUGCUCGACGCUAGUAACAAAUAUGACGACGAAAAGAAAGAGUACGCGGAAAAACUGAAAGCAGUAGACGAAGCCAAAGCGACCAUUCUAGAAGACUGCGAGGACACACUGUCCAAGGCGGUCCAAGCCGACACCAAAGACUUGAGGAAGCGAUUCGACGAAAUCAACGAGAAAGCAUUCAAACUGAAUGAAGGAUUGCGCAGAGCGUUAGAAAAGAGCGAGGAUAUAUUUAGGAGAAUGGAUGAGAUGGAAGAAUGGUUGGGGAAGAUAGAAUCGCAGCUGCCCACUGAGGAAGAGUGUGGGAUUAGUGAUUCGGGGGAACUGUACAAGAUGAAGACUCGAUUUCAAGGGAUGAAGGACCAGUGUGAUAAUAGAACCGAUGAUUUUAGAGACCUCAACGAGACUGGUCACGAGAUCCUCGUGUCGGCGGAGCGCCGGCCCGGGGCGCUGGCGCGGCGCCUCACGCACCUCAACGCGCGCUGGACCAUAGUCACGCACGGAGUCUACGAGCGAUACAAAAUCCUAGCGGAGGCGUGGCAUGAAACGAGCGAGUUGCGCGCGUGGGUUUCACAGGAGAACGCGUGGUUGGACGGACUACACAGGAUACUGCGACGCUCUGCCACCCCCCGCACUAACCCGACCGAUGCCGAGGAUAUGUGGGCCGAGCUGGGCGAACUGGAAAGCUACGUGCAGAACCACGACUCGGCGCGCGUCGCUCGCAUCCAGGCCGUGGGCCGCCAGCUCGUCGCCGCACACAUCAUGCCGGCCUCCAUACGGGCCGACCUCGACAACAUGGCGGCCAGGACCCAACUACUGACGGCACAGGCGGAGUCCCGUCGCCAAGUGCUGGAACAGUGCGCCCGCGAGGCGGCUCAAUACGAAGUGCGCGUGGAGGAACUGCAGUCGUGGCUCACCACCGCCCUGGAGGCGGGCCCUCAUCAGCAGGCUAACGCCAGGGAACAGCUGCCGAGCCAGCUGCACCUGCUGCAGGAGCUCAGGGAACAGGCCCCCGACGGAGGCCGCCUCACGGAACAACUGGAUUUGCUGCAAGAAAAGUUUACCCAAUUGGAGAAGAGAUUGGAGUCGGCUAAGGACGAUGAACAGCCGGAGGACGAAGAAUUAGGCGAGGAAGAGAUGCAGCAGUUCCCUGUCAGUGGGAGCGAGACGGAGGAUAUCGCGGGUCGCGUCACUCGCGCCACCAAUGCCCUGCGUGAGGUGCAGCGCGCCUGUAACGUGGCGCUGCCCUCCCCCUCCCCGUCCCCGGCGCCGGCGCCAGACGCAGUGCGCGCGCAGCUCAGGGAAUGUUUGAAAUUCUACCGCACAUUGAGCGAGAUGAAGGCGGAGGUGGAGAGCGUUAUAAAGGCGGGGCGGCGCGCCACCGACGGCGGCGGGGACGGCAGUGGGGGCGGCGCCGAGCUAUCCAGGCGAGUCGACGCGCUCAAACAACUAUACAACAAGCUGGGGGCACAAGUCACCGCCGCCAAGGCGAGGCUCGAGAGCGCUUUGGUAGCGGCACGGGAACUACAAUCCGACCUGUCAUCGCUGGAGGGAUGGCUUCAAACUCUACCGCCGCAGCCGCCCCGCGCGAAACUGGAGCUGGAAAUGUCUCGCGUGUCGGCGUUGAGAGAUCGCCUCCACGACAACUACGAUCGUCUGGCGGCCGCCUGCGACACGAAGUCGCUGGAGCAGCUGCGCGCGCGCCGAGACGCCGUCGACGCGCGCUGGCAUGCCAUCCGCGCCCAGCUGGCCACCGACACCAGCGUCGGGACCAAGGAAGCUGACAACGAACACAAUGCCGACUACGAAAGAUUGACGGACACCAUCAAGCGCCGGCUCGACAGCCCCUUAAAUUCUCCCGAUACCGAACGACCGGAACUCAAAAAGUCAAAAAUCCCCCUAGCUUUACGAAGCCCCGCCCCCAUUCGUAAAGAAGUCAAAGAAGGUGGCUCCAGAAGUCGCGGCUCGUCAUUAGAAAGGGUCGUUCGGCCCGCUCCCAGCCCUCUCACUCCCACUAGCCCCGGUAUUCCUACCAGCCCCGGGUCUGAAGCUAGCACCGCCCCGGUCUCCCCGGAAGAAACCAAACCCAAGGACAGCAGCACGUUCAAUUUACUACAAGACAGUGACUUAUUUACUCAGAUAUCCGAGGAUAAAAUCGAAGCUCGCGACCAACCUGCAGAAACUAGAUUAUCGCCGAGCGAUCGAACCGUCGAUCCUUGCCAAGUAGUAGCAGUCAAAGAAGUGGAAAUAGUCCGCGGAAUCGUCAACAGUCCGGUGAAUUCCGAGGAAUUCCCGUCAGAAACUGUGCGGACUUCCUCGGGCCCCGUGGCACAGAAGGUGGAGACCGUGGAACUGCCGGAUGACAGUGAAGACGAGCCGGCGGUCACUACUUUUGUAGUGGAAGUGAGGGAAGCGGAGCGGCCUAUGAAACCCACGCGCGGAGUGCUGACGCGACGGGAGGAAAUUGCGAUUCCCGACCUUAUUCCCGGACACGAGCGUGAUUUUUCGAGCGGCACACCGCCGCCUACGCCCAUGGAAGAGGGAGAACAAUGCCCGCCGUUGCUUCGAUUGCCAGAAACGACAGAGAAGCCUCACGAGAACAUAACUCCCCCUUCAGGGUCCGAUGAAGCCAUUUACUCGGAAGUGGAAGACGCUCAGUCGAUGCCCCUGGGCGCGCCCCUGGGCUCGUCGACGCCGGCGCGCGGCGCGCAGGUGGUGGGGGUGGCCCGGAAGCAGCUCUCCUCCCCCGCGACCCCGGCGCCUUCUAUGCCGGAGGAGAAAUAUAACCGGACUGAAGACAGCGACACUGUAAGUCACCUUCUUCUGUAUCAACACACAACUCAUGCCACACUGAAUAAAGAAAAUCAAUUGAGUAACAAUGAAAGAUCGAUUGAGUAA